AUGGGCUGCUGCGAGAGCACCGACGUGGCGGCGGCCGCGGUGCCUGAGCCGGAGGCCACAGGCGAGGGAGACCCGGGCCUUGGUUCGCCAGCAAAGGAUUUUCUCUCCAGGCAAACUUUGUUAGAAAACUCAGCCACUGGAUCCACCAGCUCAGUCAUCCCAGAGCCCGGAGCCCGGCUGCAGGCCUACAUAGACAGCCACCCUGUGGUCAUCUUCAGCAAGUCCACGUGCAAACGCUGUGCUGAGGUAAAGAAGUUAUUUAAAUCAAUGUGUGUUCCUUAUUUUUUGCUGGAACUUGAUCAGGCAGAGGACGGGUCGCGCCUCGAGGGAGCGCUGGGCGAGCUGACCGCGGAGCCCGACCUUCCCGUUGUGUUUGUGACGCGCAGAGAGCUAGGCGGCCAUGGUCCGACCCUGAAGGCUUAUCAAGAGGGCAGACUUCAAAAGCUACUAAACAUGAAUGGCUCUAAGGACCCUCCCGAGUCCUACGACUAUGAUCUCAUCAUCAUUGGAGGGGGCUCAGGAGGACUGGCAGCUGCUAAGGAGGCAGCUAAAUAUAACAAGAAGGUGAUGGUCUUAGAUUUUGUCACUCCAACUCCUCUUGGAACUAAAUGGGGUCUCGGAGGAACAUGUGUGAAUGUGGGCUGCAUACCGAAGAAGCUGAUGCACCAGGCAGCUUUGCUAGGACAGGCCGUGCGGGACUCUCGGAACUAUGGCUGGAAUGUUGAGGAGACCGUGGGGCAUGACUGGGGGAAGAUGACGGAAGCCGUGCAGAACCACAUCGGCUCUCUGAACUGGGGCUACCGCGUGGCUCUGCGGGAGAAGAAGGUCACCUAUGAGAACGCGUACGGGCAGUUUGUGGGUCCUCAUAGGAUUAAGGCAACGAAUAACAAAGGCAAAGAGAAAAUUUACUCAGCAGAGAGAUUUCUCAUUGCUACCGGCGAAAGGCCACGCUACUUGGGCAUCCCUGGUGACAGAGAAUACUGCAUCAGCAGUGAUGAUAUUUUCUCCUUAUCUUACUGCCCGGGGAAGACCCUGGUGGUCGGAGCAUCCUAUGUCGCUUUGGAAUGUGCUGGGUUUCUUGCUGGCAUUGGUUUAGAUGUCACUGUUAUGGUACGAUCCAUUCUCCUGAGAGGAUUUGACCAGGACAUGGCCAACAAAAUUGGUGAACACAUGGAGGAACAUGGUGUCAAGUUUAUAAAACAGUUUGUACCAAUAAAGAUUGAACAAAUUAAAGCUGGGACACCAGGCCUACUCAAGGUGGUAGCUCAGUCCACCGAUAGUGACCAAACCAUCGAAGGAGAGUACAAUACGGUAUUGCUGGCAAUAGGAAGAGAUGCUUGCACAAGAAAUAUUGGCUUAGAAACUGUGGGUGUAAAGAUAAACGAAAAGAAUGGAAAAAUACCUGUCACGGAUGAGGAGCAGACCAACGUGCCUUACAUUUACGCCAUUGGCGACAUUCUGGAGGGGAAGCCGGAGCUCACCCCUGUAGCAAUCCAAGCCGGAAGGCUGCUGGCUCAGAGGCUCUACGCUGGCUCCACGGUCAAGUGUGACUAUGAAAAUGUUCCAACAACUGUAUUUACUCCUUUGGAAUAUGGUGCUUGUGGUCUUUCUGAAGAAAAAGCUGUGGAAAAAUUUGGGGAAGAAAAUAUUGAGGUUUACCAUAGUUACUUUUGGCCACUGGAAUGGACGGUUCCAUCAAGAGAUAGCAACAAAUGCUAUGCAAAAAUAGUCUGUAAUAUGAAGGACAGUGAACGUGUUGUGGGCUUCCACAUACUGGGUCCAAACGCUGGAGAAGUCACACAAGGCUUUGCAGCCGCGCUCAAGUGUGGCCUGACCAAGCAGCAGCUGGACAGCACCAUUGGGAUCCACCCCGUCUGCGCAGAGAUCUUCACGACCCUGUCGGUGACCAAGCGCUCCGGGGCGAGCAUCCUGCAGGCCGGCUGCUGA
Molecule: messenger RNA, 1947 nt
Organism: Pipistrellus nathusii (Nathusius's pipistrelle)
Lineage: Eukaryota; Metazoa; Chordata; Mammalia; Chiroptera; Vespertilionidae
Source: the annotation of a GenBank genome assembly